AUGAAAAAGCAAAACAAGCCUUUUCCUGAAAAAGCAGACCAGAUCAAGAACCCAAUAAGUACCCUGGAGGCAGGAAGGAAGAAGAAAUACACUGUUACUGAGUUCCUGAAGAAGUUACAAAUGAUGAAGAAGAGAAAGAAAACCAUCAGUAAAGAGUUAAUAAAAAACAGCAAAAAUGCAAGACAGAUGGGCAUUGCUAAAGUGUUUAUUCCCACCACUAUCGUGUCAAAGUCAGAGUCUUCUAAAGAGCUUGAACAGCUGCGGAAACUAUUCAUCGGAGGGUUGGGCUUUGAAAUGACAGAUGAAAAUCUUAGAAGCUAUUGGGAGACUCUCAUGGACUCUGUGGUAAUAAGAGAUCCAAAUACCAACCACUAUAGCAGCUUUGGAUUUUUCAAAUAAUCAGCUGUGGAAGAGGUGGCUGCAGCCAUUAAUACAAUGCUCCAAAAGGUGGAUGUGAGGGUUGUGGAAACAAAAAGUCCUAUCUCAAAAGAAUAUUUUUAAAGACCAGGUGUCCAUCUAACUGUGAGAAAGAUCUUCGUGGGUGGAAUUAAAGAAGAGACUAAAGAAUAUCACUUAUGACAAGAUUAUUUUGAAGUGAUUAAAAUCAUGACUGACCAAGGCAGUGGCAAGAAGAGUGACUUUCCUUUUAUAACUCUUGAUGACCAUGACUCUGUAGAUAAAAUCAUUAUUCAGGAAUUUCAUACUGUGAAAGCUCACAACUGUGCAGUAAAGAAAGCCCUGUCAAAGCAAGAGAUUUCCAGUGUCUCUUCUAGCCAAAGAGGUUCUGGAAAUUUUGGUGGUGGCUGUGGAGAUGGUUUUGGUGGAAAUGACAACUUUAGUUCAGGAGGAAACAUCAGUGGACAAGGUGGCUUUGGUGGAAGCUGUGGUGGUGGUGGAGGAUAUGGAGAUGACGAUGGUUAUAAUGGAUUUGGUAAUGAUGGAAGCAACUUUGGAGGUAGUGGAAGCUACAAUAAUUUUGGCAAUUACAAAAAUCAAUCUUUACAUUUUUGACCCAUGAAGGAAGGAAACUUUGGAGGCAGAAGCUCUAACCUUUAUGGUGGUGAAGGUCAAUAUUUUGUCAAGCCAUGAAACCAAGGUGGCUACUAUGGUUCAAGCAGCAGUAUUAACUAUGGCAGUGGCAGAUGGCUUUAA
Elephantulus edwardii (Cape elephant shrew) is the source of this 1152-nucleotide messenger RNA. Its product is annotated as heterogeneous nuclear ribonucleoprotein A1-like 2-like. Gene Ontology annotation, molecular function: RNA binding. NCBI's taxonomy places the organism in Eukaryota, Metazoa, Chordata, Mammalia, Macroscelidea, Macroscelididae. The record is from RefSeq and is a predicted model, not a curated record.